AUGACUAACAAAGCUUUGCGUGUAAUCGCUGCCAUAGAUUUUGGGACCACCUUUUCGGGUUUCGCUUAUGCUCAUAUAUCGAGUAAAGAAAUAGUCGUGCACGAGGAAUGGGAUGAUUCAAUUGGACAAUUUAAACAUCCUACAACGUUAAAAUACGACGAUUCAUUGAAUUUGAUAUCUUGGGGAUAUCCCGCAUUAGCUGAAAAACCAAGCAAGAAAAAGAUAUCUUCAGGAAUGAGACCUGCGGAAAGAUUCAAGUUAUGUUUAGGCGAAAUAGGAGAAGAUAUUACAUUUGCUCCUUAUCUACCAGUUGGUCUAGAUUAUGAAACGGCUAUUACAGAUUAUAUUAAAAAAAUGAGCAAUCUAAUAAAAGAUACUUUAAAAACUCGUUGGUCAGAAGUCGAUUUUGAUACUCAAGUUUCGAUUAUUAUGACGAUUCCGGCUGAAUUCGAUUGUAAAGCUAUUCGUACUUUGCGUGAAUGUGCGUUAAAAGCCGAACUAGUUAAAGAUAAGGACACUCCGAAUUUAAAAUUUAUACAAGAACCCGAAGCUGCCGCGAUUCACUGUAUGAAGAGCCUAAAAGAAUUUAAUGUCCGUGCUGGUUCAACAUUUAUGGUGGUAGAUUGUGGCGGUGGUACCGUGGAUUUGACAACUCGGAAACUCUUGCCGGGUAGAAGGCUUUGUGAAAAAACGAUAAGCAAAGGCGGCUAUUGUGGCGGGAUUUUUGUUGAUGAAGAGUUCAUUAAGUUUCUUGGGACCAAAAUCGGUCAAUCGACCAUUAAUUUAAUCAGAGAGAAGCAUUAUAGCCAAUUACAAUAUAUGGUACAAGAAUUCUCUAGACGUGUCAAAAUUCCGUUCACGGGAGAAAGCAAAGAUUUUAAACCAUUUGAUUUGGAUUUGGAAGUGGUAAAGCAAUAUAUAAGGGGUUCCCAUCGCGACGAAUUGGAAGAAAAGGAAUGGGUGGUUGAACUGAAAUUUGAAGACGUUAAAAAAAUGUUUGAUCCGGUGGUAGAAAAGAUUUUAGGUUUAAUUCGUCAACAGCUUGACGAAUACAAUGAUUAUGUUUCGGCUAUAUUAUUGGUCGGUGGAUUCAGCGAGUCUAAAUAUUUGCAGGCCAGAGUCAAACAAGAAUUCAAGCAAAGGGUGAAGAACAUAUCUGUACCUAGGAAUCCAAUAACAGCAAUUGUUAAAGGAGCCGUUCAAUAUGGAUUGAAGAAUGACGUCAUUGUUACUCGUGUAUUGAAAUGGACUUAUGGAACUGACGUUGUCCGCAAAUGGGAACCAGAUGAUCCACCAAAUCAGAGACUUCCCGGUGAUCUUCUUAUCGAAUUUUCAAUAUUGGCAAAACGUGGAGAUGAGGUGGCUGUUGAUGAUGCAGUUCCCAGAGUAUUCCGUCCAGCUUCUAUCUUACAAAGUAGAAUAGGUUUCGAUAUAUUUAUUACUGACAAGGACGACGACGUAAAAUUUUUUGAUACACAUGAUAUCAACUUGCUUGGUAAAUGGGCUAUUGAUAUACCCGUAACAUUUAGUAUAAGACCUAUUUUAUUUAUCUUAUGCUUUGGUGAACUUGAAAUUGAUGCUUCUGCUUUUAAUUUUGAAACCGGUGAAACUUAUAAUACGACAUUUGAAUUAGAUAUCUAA
Funneliformis geosporum is the source of this 1641-nucleotide messenger RNA. The record is from the annotation of a GenBank genome assembly. Lineage: Eukaryota; Fungi; Glomeromycota; Glomeromycetes; Glomerales; Glomeraceae.